Messenger RNA from Aspergillus saccharolyticus JOP 1030-1, 776 nucleotides. RefSeq names its product NUDIX hydrolase. NCBI's taxonomy places the organism in Eukaryota, Fungi, Ascomycota, Eurotiomycetes, Eurotiales, Aspergillaceae. The coding region runs from base 220 to 699 and encodes 159 amino acids. The transcript is spliced from 2 exons. Gene Ontology annotation, biological process: diadenosine hexaphosphate catabolic process; diphosphoinositol polyphosphate metabolic process; adenosine 5'-(hexahydrogen pentaphosphate) catabolic process. The record is from RefSeq and is a predicted model, not a curated record. Gene Ontology annotation, molecular function: diphosphoinositol-polyphosphate diphosphatase activity; endopolyphosphatase activity; bis(5'-adenosyl)-hexaphosphatase activity. Gene Ontology annotation, cellular component: cytoplasm; nucleus.
AUUCAGCACUGACAGCCUACCCGAAGUCAGUGUUAUUGGUGGUUUGUCGCUUCCUCUAGUCGCAUCGGACCACUUGCCUUUCAGCACGAGUGUCGCGUGAAGUUCAGAAACGACCUACUACAAUCGCCUACCCUCUCUCUCCACUAUAUAGACUUGUCGUGUGGAGUGGCCUAGAAGUCAUUAUCUUUCUUCCCCCGUUGGAUGUAUAGUUGAUCCGCCAUGUCGGAACAACCUCGCUCAAUGGAGUCCCGUGUCGGACGUAAAAACCAACGGUAUGGUCCCAAAGGUGAACGACUAGUCGCCGGUGUCGUGCCAUUGUCUGCGGACAAGACUCUGGUCUUGAUGAUCCAGUCCGCAGGUCGCGGGGGCUGGGUCCUGCCCAAAGGCGGGUGGGAGACCGACGAGAACAGCCCCCAACAAGCCGCCUGCAGAGAGGCCUGGGAAGAAGCCGGAGUAAUAUGUACGGUGCAUAAGGACUUGGGUCAAAUACCUGAUAUGCGCCCCUCCACGUUAUUGUCGAAUUCGGCACCUAAGGCGUCCUAUCAAUUCUUCGAAGUCACAGUGGACCGCGAAGAGGAACAGUGGCCCGAGAUGCACAAGCGGAAACGGCAAUGGGUUACCUACAAGCAGGCUGCGGAUGCUUUGGCCAGCAGACCCGAGCUGCUGGAAGCGCUCAAUCGCAGCUCCAUGCGAAGGUAGCGAUGGCUUUUUGUUUUCUGCAAAGGAGCUUUGAGCUUCCAUGACGACUUGAAAUGAACUAGCCAAGGAAAAGCUGU